Pelagomonas calceolata is the source of this 1177-nucleotide messenger RNA. Lineage: Eukaryota; Pelagophyceae; Pelagomonadales; Pelagomonadaceae. The record is from the annotation of a GenBank genome assembly.
AUGGUUGCCACGCGCACACGACCCUGGGGAGCGGCCGCGCCAGUGCCGCCAGCAUCCGUGCGGCGCGCAAUCCAGUCGGACGACGUGCUGCUGUGUGUGGUCUCACAGCUCGAUGUGCGUGAAGGAUGCAUACGCAGCGUGGCGUCAGUCAACAAGGCGUGGCGCAACGCGUGGCGGCGAAGGUGCUCGGGCCGGUGCCGACUGCUGCGCGCGGGCAUCGGUGAAUUUCAGUACGCGAAGCAGGUUUCGGCGCUACCUGGCGGCGGCGCUAUCGUCCCGGAUUACGGUCAUUUUCGACUCGAAGCAUAUUCGCCAGAUGGUGACUCGCAAGGCAUCUACUGCGAGAAUUUUGAAACGCCGGGGGCGAUAGCGCUUCUCGGAGACGGUACGGCGUGGAUGUUGGCGAGGGACAGAGCCCGUGUCUGUCGCGUACGGUGGCAGGACGAAAUAGGAGCCGAACCGGCUCAAUUUAGGUGGCCGCAUCUCAACCAGGGAGGAGAUUUUGGGGACCCAUACAGAAGAACCUUGCAGCACGUCGACUUUGGUGCGUUGUUCGCGUCGGAAGAACUGAGCGGCUACUUGCAUCCUUAUGAUCUUGCGGUUUCUGGUGAUAGGCUGCUUGUGCUGUGUAGUGGGUUCACGUGUGCGCGAAUCUGCGUGUUCGACAGUCAGACCGGCGCGUUUCUCUAUCACAUCGGUCGGGGGAGAAGCGCCGGAGAGGCUGAUGCGCUAAGCAACCCAAAGGCCCUUACGGCGCAUCAAGACCUGUGCUUCGUUGCAGAUACCUACAACCACGUGAUCAAGAUUUUCAAUUUUCGCCAACGGGUGCUCGUGAGGACAAUCGGUAGCGCUGCCGCCAGCGAUCUGCCCUGCGAAUUCGAUGAGCCCGCCGGCGUCGCCUUUCGCGACGGACGUCUUUAUGUCAGCGAAUGGGACGGCCAGCGGAUUCAAAUCCUGCGGUUUGCCAACGGUAUCCACGGGGCGGUGGAGUGUUUGCAGAUUAUUCCGUCGCCCAACGGGCUGGAGCUCGCCGGCCUGUGCUUGAGCGGCGACCGCUUGUGGUGCAUGGGGGGUAAUGGUGGGUCCGUACGGUGGGUCCCGUCUCUUGUCGCUGGUGUCAAUGGAACCGUGUGGACCUCGAAUUCCUGCAUCCACCUCUUCACGGCCUGUGCCUAGC